Molecule: messenger RNA, 582 nt
Organism: Haemonchus placei
Lineage: Eukaryota; Metazoa; Nematoda; Chromadorea; Rhabditida; Trichostrongylidae
Source: the annotation of a GenBank genome assembly
AUGACGACGCCUAGCAGACGACGACUUAUGCGCGACUUCAAGAAACUGCAGGAGGACCCUCCUGCAGGUGUUUCUGGGGCUCCCACGGAAGACAAUAUCCUUGCAUGGGAGGCCAUUAUUUUUGGACCCCAGGACACUCCAUUCGAAGACGGUACAUUUAAGCUGUCAUUGGAGUUCACUGAAGAAUAUCCCAACAAACCGCCAACGGUGAAGUUUAUAUCUAAAAUGUUCCACCCUAAUGUGUAUGCUGACGGAUCAAUUUGUUUGGAUAUCUUGCAGAAUCGUUGGUCGCCCACCUAUGAUGUUGCAGCCAUUUUGACAUCUAUACAGUCGCUAUUAGAUGAGCCGAAUCCUAAUUCUCCAGCGAACUCUCAUGCUGCUCAACUGUACCAGGAGAAUCGCCGCGAGUAUGAGAAACGUGUUCAGCAGAUUGUUGAGCAGGUACUUAUUGGUGAUUCAUACUUGAAACACCUUUUUUCGUGGUUGAACUUUGGCGAGAACGAGGGUGAUAUGGAAGUGAAGGAUGGAGCCGACGAUACGGGAAACAACGACGAAAUGCCAUCAGCUAGUGGAUCAAACUAA